AAGAUAAGAGUUGUAUUUAGUUGGUCGUUCGGUUCCGAGGCGGCAAGACAUAAACAACCGGCCAGGCGUGUACUAAAGGCGAAAGGAUACCAUGAGACACAUCGCAUUUAUCCUUCUGCCCGUUUUAACGAUUCUUUCCCUCUGGCAGACGUCGAACGGUUCGAAGAACGUACCACCAAUCAUUUUCGUUCCAGGAGACGGAGGCAGCCAGCUAGAAGCCAAGCUGAAUAAGACAAGCACUGUGCAUUACAUAUGUCAAAAAACGACGCCAGAUUAUUUUAGCUUGUGGCUCAACAUCGAACUUCUUGUUCCUGUCGUGAUCGACUGUUUCAUUGAUAAUAUUAAACUAGUGUACAACAAUGAAACAAGAAAAACGACAAACCAACCUGGAGUCGAUAUAAGAGUGCCUAAUUUUGGAGAUCCUUUCUCGGUAGAAUGGCUGGACCCGACUAAGCUCUCGCCUGGUGCUUACUUCAAAGAUAUCGGAAACGCUCUUGUCGAGAUGGGCUAUGAGAGAAAUGUCAGUAUUAAAGGAGCGCCUUUUGACUUCAGGAAAGGACCGAGUGAGAGCUUGGAAUAUUUUGCCAAUCUAAAAAAACUUGUAGAAGAGACUUAUGACCAAAAUAACAAUACAAAGGUCAUUCUGUUAGUGCACAGCAUGGGAGGGCCGAUGAGUGUUCUGUUUUGUCAGAUGCAAACACAAGCUUGGAAAGACAAGUAUAUACGUGCCAUUGUUUCACUUUCAGGAGCUUUUGCUGGUGCUGUUAAAGCUUUAAAAGUUUUUGUUAUGGGUGAUGAUUUAGGAGUGUUUGUUUUAAACCAAAGUGUAUUGAAAGAGAUGCAGAUAACCCUGCCCAGCCUUGCCUGGCUCAUGCCAAAUCCUCUUUUCUGGAAACCAGAUGAAAUAUUAGUACACACGGCAUCUAAGAACUAUUCACUUUCUAACAUACGGGAGUUUUUUGAAGAUAUAGAUUAUAUGACAGCUUGGGAAAUGAGACAGGAUCAAGCUCCAUACAUAAAGUUUGACGCUCCUGGAGUAGAGAUUCAUUGCCUCCACGGAUAUGGUGUUCACACCCUUGAAAAGCUAAUGUACAAAGAGGGCAAGUUUCCUGAAAGUCCCUCUUUUAAAUAUGGAGACGGAGAUGGCACAGUGAACAAGAGAAGCCUUGAGUCGUGUACAUACUGGGCUGGCAGACAGAAACAGAAAGUUUUUCAUCGUAAAUUCUUGAGUGUUGACCAUAUGCAAAUACUGAGAGAAGGGCAAGUCCUCGAAUAUAUCUUAGGCCUUGUGAAAAAGAUACAAAGUGAGAGUUAAUAUUUUGUAAAUGAAAAUAUAAAAAAUUGUCAAAUUAUAUUCAAUGAACAUUAAUGAA
Molecule: messenger RNA, 1373 nt
Organism: Cimex lectularius (bed bug)
Lineage: Eukaryota; Metazoa; Arthropoda; Insecta; Hemiptera; Cimicidae
Product: group XV phospholipase A2
Exons: 7
Coding region: 92-1315 (407 amino acids)
Biological process (GO): lipid metabolic process
Source: RefSeq, a predicted model, not a curated record